ACGGAGCGGGCGGAACAGGAAGUAGAGCGGAAAGGGAGCCGAGGGCGGGGCGGAGCUGUGCUGAGGACGGGGUAGCUGCGCACCGAGUCGCUUCCUUACCUGGGGGCAGCAGCCGGGCCCGAGCGCCCCGGAGGGUUCGCCGUUCGCCGCCAUUAUUAUAAUAGCCACCAUGCCUCUCUUCGGCUCCAACCCCUUCGAGCAGGAUGUGGGUGAGUCCCGGCGGGUGGGAUCUGCCGCCCACCCCCCUCCGCCUGGGAAAACGGGGUCGCGAGGGGUCGCCGGGCUUCAGCAGGCAGCCCAAGUGCCCACGGGAAAGAGGGGCCGGGGCUCCGGGGCGCCGCGCCGAGGCAGCUGACCCCGGGGCGGGGCCGGGAGGGAGAAGGAAGGAAUGAACCCGGCGAUCCCUGUUUCCCGGGAGGUUCUCUUGGGCAAGAGGCCUGAUGACACAACCGACAGUUCCUGUUGGCCCCUGGGGACGACGUUGCAGCAACGCUUCCGGGGUGGGGGGUCCCCGCGUGGACCAAGGCCGAGGGGCGCGACCCUGGGCUCCCUCGUUCCUUUCCUCUCCACCCCACCCCCCAAUUGUUUUGGGUUACAAACACUAAAGGAAGCCGCUAGAGACCUUUCGGGAAGUUUUUGUUGCGUUGAGGCUGCGAUCUUGGGCAGGCAAAUAAGAUGGGCGUCUAGUGUUGGGGAUCGAUGCCGGGAUGGAAGCGGGCACCUCUUAAAUAUAAGAGGGGUUGGUGGUGGUUGAGGAUGUCCGCAGGCGCUCAAAGCUGCGGUGAAGUUAUUCCUCUUCCCUGCGUUAGAGUUGUUUGGUCCGUUUCUUAGAUACAUAGAGGAAUCACGUUCGUUUAUUCCCCAGAGCUGGUGCUCCUUCUAUUAAAUAUCUCGUUGGCUGUGAGCUACCUAGAGGAAUACAGUGGUACCUCGGGUUACAUACGCUUCAGGUUACAUACGCUUCAGGUUACAGACUCCGCUAACCCAGAAAUAGUGCUUCAGAUUAAGAACUUUGCUUCAGGAUGAGAACAGAAAUCGUGCUCCGGCGGUGCGGCAGCAGCAGGAGGCCCCAUUAGCUAAAGUGGUGCUUCAGGUUAAGAACAGUUUCAGGUUAAGUACGGACCUCCGGAACAAAUUAAGUCCUUAACCUGAGGUACCACUGUAAGGGCAAAAGUCCCCCCCCCCCCAUCACCCAUUGUUCUAGACGCAUUUUUGGGACUGGGAAUUUCAUGAGUGCCAGCAGUUUCUGAGCUUUGCACCUAAGAUUUCAGAUUAAAACUGUAGAGUGGAAGGAAAGGAGGACCUUUUUCUGCCUCCCCACUUCCAGCAACUCUCCGAAAACUGGAGAAGAGACCCUGUUAAGAAUAUUGGUGAGAUAGGCAGGAGAAGAUCUAAAAAUAACCAUAAUAUUUUAGCUGCAGUUCAUUCAUUUCCAGCUUUGUAGUCUUGUUACAAAAAAUCAUGCCUAGACGUUCUGUUGUUGCGCCCAUAACCCAGGUUUAAGGUGCCAUUUAGCUCCUAGCUUUCAUAUCUCCGUUUCUAACACUGUCCAUCGCCACCACCCUGGUGCAAGACUGGAACUGAGAACUAAUAGCUUGCUGAAAUUCUAAGACGAACAAGGGUUUUAACCUGGUGGGUAGUUCCAGCAGUUAAACUACUGGAUCGCUUUGUUCAUAUGCAUUCAGGCCAUAAUGGUGCUGGAGACAGAGAUAUGUGGCAGUUUCUCAUGCAGUUCCUUAUCCCAAUAUAUCAUAUUGACAUAACUGUUCAGAUAACUGGGAGUAGGGGACUGGGAAAAUAGGCAGGGAGUCUUGCAUGGCUGACCUUGGUUUGACAACCUAGACAUUGCAAGAACAGAUAUGCUUGUACCAAAACUUCUGGAAAUAUUGAGGCCAGGCUCCUUGCACUCAUUUACCUUCUGUGCAAAGGUACAGUUAAAUUAUUCAAAAACAGACUUCUAGAGAUUUAAUCUUAACCUUGUGCCUUCCUAUACUUUCACUGUACUGUCCCUCACUCUGUCAAAUAAAUGUGUUUUGGAUCUUAAAUAAAUAUUGUUAGUGGUCUUGGUAAUAAUUUGGAUGCCUUGGAAGGAACACUACACCUGGAGUUUAUUAGUCAACAGACCAUAUAUCAACAGACAUGACAGGGCACUUUUCUCCUCAUUUACAGUGACAUCUACUGUGGUCAGCUGCUUGCUUUUGUCAUUCCUGGUUGGUGGAUAUUUUGAAACCUGAGAACAGGCACCUUUUUUACAAGCUGUCUUGUGCUGUAAAAGUUGUGAAAUUAGUGGCAUUAACCUCUGUGUGUCUUUCAAACUUAGGCCUAAAGGGGGGGAAGCAUUGCUUCCCACAUUCUCUAGUAGUAUCUGCAAUGGGAUUUUAAAUUUUGUGUUUCUGAAACCACUAUUUCAACAAAAAUGUAUAAGGCAGGAAAAUAAUCUUGAAUCCUUUCUGUAGCUUCCCUGCACACGUAUGCGUGCACUGUACUGAAGUUUAUUGUUUUUGACAAUUAUUUUUUUAGAUCUAAGGGGUUCUUUAAAAAUCACAGAGGAAUUGGAUAUCUUAAUAGUCUAUUGUAGGUGGUAAUUCAGAUACUCUUAGAAAAUGUGGGAAAUACAUGGAUGACAGUGCUCUCUUCUGCUAGAGGUUCAGCUGUUGAGCUUCCUAGGAUAAGGCUAAUAUGUAGGGAGUUGAACGCAAGUGGACUUUGAUUUCUGGCACAAGCUCUUCUUCAGUCAACAUUAUUAAAAGCAUACACCAGUUAUAUCAAACAAAAAAGUUAAGUGAUUUGCUUGCUCUUCAUAAAACACCAUGAGAGUGGAAAAGAUAGUAAUGUACUGUAGUUGGGGGAAAGCAUUCUCUUAUGAUCCAUUCCUUUUCUGUUAUACGGAGAUUGCUUAUAUGCAUAUAAUAGAGCAAUCUGGAAACCUGCCAACCUUUCAUGUCAGAUGAUAGGACCCUGUUGGUUCCUAUGUCCUUACAGAAAAAUAUACAUGGUUCAACAACCUUUGCUUUAGGCUAAGCAGCUCUUUUUCAUGAAGGCUGAUUGCAUACACACUGAGUUGAUAAUAUAGGAUACCUGAAUUAAGUGGAGAAUGAAUUGGCAUUUCUAUUAUUGGAGACUAGAAUAUUUAAUUGAAUUAAUUACCAGAAACCAGCAAAUUUGCGAGAUCACUUAGUAGAAAUGUGAAUGCUUUAGAUAUGCUGAUCAUCUGGAUGUGUUUUGUUGAAACCUGCAGUCUUUUUUUUUUUUAAACUUGUUGCAAGCUAGUCAGGAGUGUAUGCUUUAGUAAUUGGUUCACAAUUAUUUCUUGUUUUGUCAUACAAUAAGACACCCUUUAUGUGUUGGCGGCUAUCUUUAUUUAGUAUUUGGAUCCAAGAAAAUAUAAGAUGAUUAAGUCACUAUAGCCCUCUGUUCUUUCUCCAAACCAAGUAGAUCCCUAUAAGUAUGCAUUGCCAUGCUAAUUUGCAUAGUAUCUUGCACAAGUUUAAUGUGGUUCUCCAUCUGGCAGGCAUGUUGUUGUUAAAAAAGGUAGUUACAACUUCAGUUAGUGCAAAGAAACAGGUGUCCGUGUGCAUAGCCCUAGCUUAGUGAGGUACCACACACAGAAAGGGAUGCUCCAUUGACAGUUGAUCUCCUUUUCUCUCUCCUUUACCCACUGAAUAGUUGAUCAUUGCAAAUAUGGCUUUAUGAGCACAGUCUUAACAGCUGAGUCAGGGGAAGGAACCGUGUACAGUACUUCCCACAAUUUCUGCUAGAGACAAGCACAAACAGGGAAGCAUUGGAAAUGGGAACAAAUGUGCAUGUAGCGUUUUACUCAAAUUACCGGUAGAACCUUUCUCAGUCAUACAUUUAUUUAAAGUGUGAUAGUUCCUAGUACAAGAUAAUUUUGUUAGCUUUCAGUGAGUUCCCCCCCCUUUUUUUUUACUGUAAAGUUGAUAUUUCUGUGAUUAUCCAUCUUAAUCGGGUAUGUUGAAGUUAAUGGAAGUACUAAUUGUUUGAUUUUACAAUGUUUGGGCCUUCCCCAACACAGCUACCCAUCAGGUCUCACUGUUAUCUGAGCUUCUGGUAGUUAUGGCACAGUUCACUUUUUCCUGAAUGCAUAAAUAGGGGGUAUGGUUUACUCCUCCAUCCUAAAAGAUUUACAGUACAUGUAGAAUGGAUAAGAAUUCUUUAUUCUUCUAGGAGUACCACCCCUAAUAUUUCUGCUUGAAUUAACUGUUCUUCAUGCACCUCCUGAUUGGAGCAAUGGUUGAGGCAGCAAAGCAAUUGGCAUUUCCUGUGUUACAUUUCUUAAUUGGGGAUGACUUGGAUGCAGAAGUAGGGCAGCAGGAACUGUAUCAGGAAGAGACAAGACCAGAGGGUUAAACAUUCCAAAAUAAAACAGUCAACCUACUUUUGUGGGUGGAUAUUUCAGGCACACAGGAGCCUUUGAUUUCCUGUGCCGUACAGCUUGGAACUUACUGCCUUAGCAUGAGAUUUGAAAAUUGGUGGAUAAAAAUCAAGGCAAAACAUGAAUACACUUAUUUCUGAAACUCAGAGUGUGUGUGUGUAAUAUUUUAUUAAAGCUUUUUCAUAAUACAAUAAGCUAAAAGAAACUAAUAUAAAUAAAUACAAAAACAGAGAAAGAGAAAAGAAAACAUAAAAGUCCUUUCUCAAAGGUAGCUUUUAACCCUUGUCACCCUCAGAAAGUGGUGGAGCCUCCCAACUCUGACCUGGGAACUUUUUCUUCGUCUCCCAGUCUGUCAUCCUGGGAGGUCUUCCCUUCCCUGCCUCUCACUCAGGGUCCUUCCACCAAUUCAGGGUCCUUUGUGCAUGUGAAAUCCUUAGACCCCAAUAACAGCCCGGAGCAGAGGACACCAAAGAAAAGAAAAAUAACCAAAGAGAAGUAAACUCAUUUUCAAACCAGCUUCUGAUGUUCUUUUAACAGAGGAACAACAGAGGAAGCUACUUUAUGAUGGAGUUAAACCAUUGGUCGGUCUAUCUCAGCAUGACUGGCAUCAGGUCUCCAGAGUCUCUGCUGAGGUUUAUGUCUAUCCCUACUUGGAGCUGCUGGGAAUUAAUCCAACCCAGGAUCUUUUGCAUGCAGUGCAGAUGCUCUACAACUGAACCAUAACCCUUUGAUUUAAUAGCCCUUCUUUGAUAGCAGGGGGCAGUGCAAAAUUAUGGAAUGGAUCGUUCUAUAUCAUUUCACAGCUGUUGACUAGGGAUAAGGAAGAUCUGGCUUUCUGGAUGUUGUUGGAUUCCAACUCCCAAUUAUCAGGAAUUAUGGAAGUUGCAGUGCAGCGGAGUUGGGAGGGCACCAUUCAUGCUGUUGGCAAUGGUUGGCAGUGCUAUGCUUUGAAGUUGCUCUAAAGGAGGAGUCUGUUAACAAAUGCACAGAUCAGAUCUUGUGAGUCUCUCAUACAUCGCUUGGACAGACGGCAGAAGAAAACAGUGCCCUUUCAAGAGAAUUUACAGUUUUCACAAGGGAAAUGCCUCAUUUAUUUGCCUAUGAUUUCCGAGCUCUAAACAAAGUUCUGUGAGCCAGUGCUGGUGCUUGUUCAAGCUUUGUUUUGUCUCUACUUCUUGCCCAAUAAAUGGGUUGAAUCCCGUUCAUGCUGUUGUGCAAGUGCUUUGGAGCCAGCAGGAGGUGUCCAUUAAAGGGAAGGGAGUGAUCUUUGCCAAUUUCCCCCAUCCUCCUGUAGUCCUGAACCCUCCAGAACAGAUUCUCAGGGAAGUUGAGAGCUGCAGGAGGUGGGUCGGGUCAUCUUCCAGCUUCUACUCCAGCUCCACAAACAGAGAAUUAACUCUCUGUUAAUUCUUCCCUAAGAUGCAAAGCAGUUAUUUGAUUUGUAAAUACAUUUAAGAAGUUUUAAGUUGUUGCCUUAAAGGCAGCAACAUUACUUGCUGUAAGCCAAUUCUGUUGUAAUCUCUUCUCCAUUAUAUUAUGAAAGAACUGAGAAUUUUAAAAACUAAAUACUUGUGCUGCAAACUGCUUUUUGGACAUACCCAUCCUACAGUUUGGUUGAAAAAAAUAUGAAUAACAGAUACAUUAGACUUGUACCCACCUCUAAAGAGUUAAUGUACAAAAUUUCAUAUGUUUACACUUGGGUAAAGCAGGUAUGAAGGAUAUGCCUUUUCAGACUAAACAGAUCACAUAAAAUGAUAACCUUGUAACUGCAGUUCUGUGGGGAGGUUUUUUCCAUCGCACUGAGAAAUGUGUGUCUCCUUAUGGUGGGAACGAAAAAACUGCUUCUGAAGUUUACAGCUUUGGGAGCAUAUACAGAAUAAAAAGCAGUUGUUUUGCUAGUGGCAGUUCUAACAGAGAGUAUAUGUGUUUGAAAAGGUGUUGCUUCUCAAAGCACUAUUUUUCUUUAUAGAAAAAGCCACAAAUGAGUACAACACAGCUGAAGACUGGGGAGUUAUUAUGGAUAUAUGUGACAAAGUUGGAAGCACUCCUAAUGGGUAAGACACUUCGUCCUGUCUGCCAGCUCUCGCUGAAUGUCAUUUUAUGUUUCUGCUGAGUAAUCUGUGUUUCCUGUGCCCAGAUCUGAUAGGUAGCUCUAUUCAUUCCAGUCAAUUCAGGCUGGUAUACACAGUAAUGUGCUUAUGUUAAAACUCAUCUUGUAUAAAAAAUCAGAUCCAUUUAAGAUGCAAAGGGAAAAUGCAACUAGGUCACUUGAGAAACUGUCCAGGUUGUUAAGUAAAUUCUCUUUCUGUUGUGAAGUAGCAGAAUUUUUUUAACCUAGAGUUUCCAGUAAAUGCCAGUGUUGUUUAGAUGAACUUUUUCCCCCCUUGUAAUUGUCUUCCAGAACUCUUGGACUCUUGGUUCUCAUUCUUUUUGGCAGCUUUUAUUUUUAUCUUUUUUUACCAAAAAUGCAUGCAAGAUAUAUUUGCUUGCUUUCAGACUAAAUUGUAAGAAGAAGAAAAAUGUGUGCUUGGAUGUGACUGUGCUUUAUUCAAGCUUUGAAAGCAUUUGGUGCCUAUUCUGUUUGAAUAGGUUGGUAUAAAAAUGUAUACCAAAUUGUGUUUAAUGAUAUUGCUUUGUUUUUUUUAGCAGUCCACCUUCUGGUGGCAAAUAGCACUGCCUAACUUAAAACUACAAUUUUGCAAGUGCUAAAAAGCAGCCAAAAGACAGAGGAGAGAUGAGGCCUUUUCAGACCUUCAAAUUCUGUAUUGGAUCAGCAUGUGAAAGGGCAGCAGAGAUGCAUCUCCUGAUUGACAGUAUGUGUGCAGCCUUUUCAGGGUUCCCAGUCUUGCGGAGAAAACCUUUAGUAUGUAGGCUGUCUGAACACAGAUCCUAUCAAUGUGUGGAAGAAGGGGGUAAUUAAUAGGUGUGAUCCAGCUUCCCAUCCACACAUUGACUCUAUGCAGAAUUUGAAGGUCUGGGAAAAAGGCUGUUGGAGCUUCCCUUUGCAACAUGAAUGGUAGGAUUGUGUCCCAAAACUUUGGUUUUCAGUGUCUUUUUCCUUCCAAUAUUUCCUGUCUCCUUUUCAGUUAAGUCAAGUGUGGGCAAUCUUGUUGAUAUUCCUUUGGAGAAGGUAGUCGGUGUGUGUGUGUGUGAUCAGAGUGCACCCCUUUCUCAAACGAGCGUACACCCACCAUCACCGUCCAUUCACACAAACACACACUCCGUCCUCUCCCUCUUCUCUCUCGCAUACACACGACCUGGAGAGAUCUGUGCCACUGUUUUCCACAUAUUUCGUGUUGCAGGCUCACCCCGUUAGUGCCAGAGAAAGAGGUUUGAGCAGGCAAGCAGAGCCUGCCUGAUGGCCCUUCUCUUUCUCCACUCCAUGGUCUGCUCUGUGAGAGUGGGCAGGGAGCCACCAGUCUUGAGAAGAACAGAGUUGAGUGAAGGGAGUGGGAAGAUGCUGGCUCUUCCGCCUUCAACUCUGCUCUUUUUAAGGCUGGCAACCCUCAUCCUGUCAGCUCUUCGUGUUUUCAGUACAACUAAGAGAUAAAACCCUGGAUUCCACGAAGUAAUGGGAUGUCUUCCCCGUUGCCCAGAGCAACCAAAAGUCACUCCAGGUGUCAGAAGAAGGGGAUGGUCAGAGGAGGUGCCCAACUUUGGGGGGCAGUGACAGGAAGAUGGGGGGGGGGAAUAGGCUUGCAGAUUGCCAGCAUGCGAAUUAAGUGAUUGAAAUAAGAGUCUGAGAAAUGAUAUUGUUUUAUCUAGAGCAAAAGAUUGCCUCAAAGCCAUUUUGAAGAGAGUAAAUCACAAGGUACCCCAUGUUGCUCUGCAGGCACUAACUGUAAGUAUAAUACAUAACUUAUUUUAUGAAAAGGGUUAAAACAGUUCUUUUUAAUCAUAAGGCAAUACUAGAUGAUUGCUUUUGAAUUCUAUUUAAUAUCUGUAGAUGAUGUAGUAAAUCUUUGUUAUGGCCAAUACCUUCGUCACUGCUUACACCUUGUAUUUUAUGUGGUUAUUUUCAUCUACUAAUUUUUGCCUUCAAUUUCACUUGUUAGCUAUUGGGAGCCUGUGUUUCAAACUGUGGAAAGAUUUUUCACUUAGAAAUCUGCUCUCGCGACUUUGCCAGUGAAGUACGAGUUAUUAUAAACAAGGUAAGGUUCUAAUAUGCUCCAUAUUUAAUGAAAGCCAAUGGGGAGAAAUUCAUUGUUAUGGUGUCUAUGCAUCUGUCCAAUACACUGCUGAUAUUUAACUUAGGUUGCAGAAAGGGACAAAUUAAACAGAAUUGAUAGGGCAGAGAGAUGAGUGGAAGAGACUAAACCAUGAAAUGAUUUUCCACAGCAGUAUUCCAUUAUGGACUGCAAUGAAGAAAACGUAACAUGCAGUAUCUGAAUUGACAACUGUCAUGCAGGAAUGACAGACCAUGAGAAAUCAGGUAGAUCUUAACCCUGCACAGUAGUAGAGCCGGAAGAGCAAAAUAUUUGCACGUAAGCACAUAAUAAACCCGAAUGGUAUUUAUAACCAGUAGGAGCCAGCGGGGGCGUGUUGCUCACCCGUCUUCUGAAUACAGUGUGUUGCUUGCUGCAGCGGGGAGCUCAACACAGUGCAGGCCCCGUGCGAAUACAGUGUUGGGCCUGUUGGACUGGCUCUGCUGUGGCAUCUGAGCCACCCUACCUCUGCCAUGUCCCAUUCCCUCUCAGUAAGCAGCAGCACCAUGCCCCGUUUGGAAGAUGGGGAGCAACAGAUCACACACACACACCCCAGUUCUACAUUCUGCUAUUGCGUAUGUGAACAUGUUUUGGACAUAUUAUCAGUUCUGCAUUGACCCCUAGAUUUUAGUACAAGGCAAUUUAAACAUAGGCCAUGAUCCAAAGAGCUAGUUUAGCCAUGUUCAAGGACCUGGUCGUGCCUAAUGGCAUUUCUUUCCUUCGGGGGGCCUUUCCCCACCUUAAGCAGUAGACCCUUACACCAUUUCACAAUUCCUUUUUUUAAAAACUCCCUUCGGUUUCAGAAGAGGUGUGGCGCAAGCCCCAAAUACCCCCAGGCCUUCAGAGCUAAUUUGGGUGGUUCUUUGGAUCCUAGCCACAACACUUUAAAAAUCAAAAUUUGCCUUGUAGAUUGUGCUGUAAAACCGGGCUUGUUUGUGUCUUUUUAGGGUCAUCCUAAAGUAUGUGAAAAGUUAAAAGCUUUAAUGGUUGAAUGGUCAGAAGAAUUUCAGAAAGACCCACAGUUCAGUCUAAUAUCAGCAACUAUUAAAUCUCUUAAGGAAGAAGGGGUUACAUUUCCUACCUCUGCAUCACAGGUAAGAGGCUAGAGUUAUAUUUGUUGCGGCAUGCUUACAAUUUUGCAGAUACGUGAGGACAUUUUAAGUAAAACGCAGAAUAUUUUGACAUGCUUGAUUUUCAGUAAAUGCCUGGCUUUCAUAACGAGACAGAAUUUUACCCUGCAUCUGAAUAAACUAUUAUCAAAUGUAUAUUUCAUCCUUUUAAAAAGAUUUUUAUUUCCUGGCUAGUUUACAAAUAUCUAAAUAUACUCCGUUAUUUAAGAAAUGCUAUUAAAACAACAUAAUUUUAUACUAUGAUCCUUAUGGCCAAGAUGGAAAACUGUAGCAUAGCUAAACCCAUGACCCCGAUGAAUGCAGAUGCAUAUAGUGGGAAUUUUAAAACCAAGCCCCACUGACUGCUGUUUAUUGUAUAUAGCCUUAGCAAUCUGCUAAUGAAUUCCAAACCUCAACAAAAAGAAGGGGUGAGUGUGUUGUGGUAGUGCUAUGAAAAAUCAGCAUGUGUGACAAACUAUUUGCCAUACAGAGCAAAAGAAACAGGAGGAGGACAUCAGCUGGUGCUAGAAAGCAAUGUAUGUUGAAGAAAUACUCUGGUCUAAUGCAUUUUUUGGAGGGAAACUUUUCAAGGUUUGCUCUGCUUACUCAGUUACCAACUUGGGUCACUCUGGAGGCAGCGAGCAAAGGUGCUUAGAGUGUGGGGAAUCGUGGAUCAGUAUUACUUGUGACAGGGCUAACCUGCAUGUAUUGUGAUGCUAGUACCAAAUACUGACUCUACCUUACAAGGUUUUUGUAAGAAUUGCUGAGAUAAUGUAGAUGAAGCGCUUUGAACUAGUGAAGUACGUUAUAGAAAUGCUACGCGUUGCUACCCUCUCUUAUCACUGCUUCUGCUCCCACACAUUCCCUCUUUCUUAGCAAAUCAUAGGUUUCAGUUGUUUCUAUCCUGGACAAACUGUGGUUUGCCUCAAAAUAGGGAGCCAAGGACCAAAUUGAUGUGUGCAAUAAAUAAAUAAAUAAAUUUAUACAUACAUACUCUGGGCAGCUCCCAACCAAAUAUUAAAAACACAGUACAGCCUUAAACAUUGAAAACAUCCCUAAACAGGGCUGCCUUCAGAUGUCUUUUAAAAGUAAGAUAGUUGCUUGUUGCCUUGAUAUCUGACGGGAGGGCAUUCCACAGGGCAGGUGCCACUACCAAGAAGGCCCUCUGCCUGGUUCCCUGUAACCUCACUUCUUGCAGUGAGGGAACCGCCAGAAGGCCCUCGGCGUUGGACCUCAGUGUCCGGGCACAACGAUGGGGGUGGAGACGCUCCUUCAGGUACUAGCAAGCACAUGAGUCCAAACUCAUUCACAUAAUACUUAGCCUUAGGUGUAACUCUCUUGAGGCUUGAGUUAGCAUUUUGUCUAGAGACAGUAUAUACCAUUACCUUGUGACUGAAAUGCUGGAAGUUGAGAUGACACUGAAGAGUUCCUAUCCAAAAUCUGUGUUCCUAGCACCUCUUGAGAUUCCAGUCCUUUCUUGUUUUAAACAAGUUUUAAAAAUGCUUACCACAAGGCAGCUACAUCAGUAUCACUGCUGUUUUUAAAGUACAAGCAAAUAUAGAACUUUUACACUUGGUGUAGUAUAUUAAUAUUGCCAGUACAUUUACAGAGUCCCUCAGCUGUUGCCAAGAAUGGUGCAUCAUCAAGCAAAAACAAAGAGGAUGAAGAUAUAGCUAAAGGUAAAGUAUUAGUCACCAUGUAUCUUGAGCAAUAUAACAUUUAAAGUGUUUCUAAGCUUAUGCUUGGAGAUGUGUUUUGAUGCCUAAAAUGCACAACAUGUUCCAUUUAAAGAAGACUGAACAAUGAGGUGGAAAUGGGUUAGGAAAUGGAAGACAAAGAGAGGAGUGAGCAGUUAUUUUCAUUAUAAAAGGCAUUUCUUUGUUUUCCAAACCAUAGCUAUUGAAUUAUCUUUGCAAGAGCAAAAACAACAAACAGAAACAAAACCUUUAUACCCACCUGUAGAAGUUCACCCAAGCAAUCAGAAAAUUUCAAGAAAGGUGCGCGCCUUAUAUGACUUUGAAGCUGUCGAGGACAAUGAACUCACCUUUAAGAGUGGAGAUAUUAUUGUUGUUUUGGACGACAGGUAUGUUAUACUUUGAGACCUCUAUCUGUAGAGAGGGCUGCUGAACUAAAGUUAUUUACUGUUUAGGGAAGUUUUUUAAUGACUGGUGUUUUAAUGUGUUAUUAAUCUCCUGUUGGAAGCCGCCCAGAGUGGCUGGGGAGACCCAGCCAGAUGGGUGGGGUAUAAGUAAUUUAUUAUUAUUAUUAUUAUUAUUAUUAUUAUUAUUAUUGCUACUACUACUCUGUAUGGGUUGUAGCCAACAAAGUUCUACUCAGAGUAGAUCCAUUGACAUCAAUGAACCUAAAUUUGUCAUGCCCAUUCAUUUCACUGGAUCUACUCUGAAUAUGACUUAACAUUGGAUACCACCAUGUAUGCCAUACUACUGCAUGCUCAUUAUGCUUUGAACCCCUGUGAUCAUUGUAAAACUUCCUUGGACACCCAAAAACCAUUUAGAUAAAUUCUUAAAUCUUUGUGGAGGGUUUCUUCUCAAAAUACAAGGGGGUUCUGUGCUUGAUCAGAAUUUUCAUGUGUGUGUAAGCCACAAGGAACCCUUUGCGGCAAGAUUAGCUUACAUUCAUCUUUUCAUCUCUAAACUCUACAACUCUACUUAGCCCUGCUUCCCAGGCAAAGGGUGUCAUCCAUUGGCAUCUGUGUUCUGGGGAGCCCCAAUCAUCUGGCCCAGAUGUGGGGGGAGUGCAGGUAGUGGGAGAAGAGGGGCAGGUCCUGUUGUAAGAGAGGAAAUUUGCCCAGGUGAAUUUCAUCAGUAGGAUUGUUCUUCAAUUGCAGGAACACACUCUUAAGCCAAACCAAAGCACCAGGCUGCAGUAUUGGUUUGGGUAGAAGUUCUGUUGAAAUUAAUACAACUUUGAAAUAGAAAUGUUCUGGAUUAUGAUAUGGACUGAUACUGUAGCUGUCCCAGCUUUUGAAUCGUGGAGCCAUUUCUUUAUUGCCACCACCAGAAGUGUUCUUUAGGAACUGUUGUUGUUGUUUUUUUAAAAAGUGAGGUGCUUCCAGAGGUUUACUGAUUUAAAAGCGCUUCACUCAAGUCUUGCGGCGGAAAGCAUGGUGACUUUCAUGAGCCUUAGACUUGUGUGAUGUCCCCUCCCCUUUCUUUCUGUGUGGCUGCGAGAAAGAGUUUUCACCUGCCAUUUUCAACUAACUGGUUUAUAGUUGUGUCUGAACCUCAGAUUGUGAUUAAUCUUUAUGGUGGGUUAUUUAUUUAUUUGUGCCCUGCUUACAUGCCUCAAUGGCUUUUGAGCAGUUUACAGCUAUAAAAUCAAUUAUGAAAUGCCCAUGCAUAAUUAAAACACACAAUGAAACAAUUCCUUCAAAGCAUUUAAAACAUACAUCAAAAUAAGCAGUUUAAAAGUGCAAUUAAAGCAAUUAGAUCAGGAAGUUCAAGUUCAGAGGAAUGCUUGUCUAAUGAGGUGUGUCUUCAAGACCUGGUGCAAUGCCAGUACUGGCAAAAUUGGCUGGGUUCAAUUUGCUGUUCUUAAUGCCCUAAUCCUAAUGCCCUUAAUUGGGCAGAGGAGCAGAAGAUGGUUUGUUGGGCAACAUGCUCCAGUAUUCUUAGGGACUUUUAAAUAUUAAUAAUGUAAUUGUUGUUGUUGUUGUUGUUAUUUAUUAUGCCCUGCCCAUCUGACUGGGUUGCCCCAGCUGCUCUGGGCAGCUUCCAACAAAAAUACAGAGGCAAACAGUGUUUGUCCUCAGACAGCUUCCGGGUCAUGUGGCCAGCAUGCCUAAGCCGCUUCUGGCGAACCGGAACAGCGCACGGAAACACUGUUUACCUUCCUGCCGGAGCGGUACCUACUUUUCUACUUGCACUUGAUGUGCUUUUGAACUGCUAGGUUGGCAGGAGCUGGGACCGAGCAAUGGGAGCUCACCCCGUCACAGGGAUUCGAACCGCCGACCUUCUGAUCGGCAAGCCCUAGGCUCUGUAACACAUGUAACACAGCUAUAGUUACAUGCUAAUCCAUAAACCUGAAUGCAUAGUAAGGAUUGUAUAUUAAAUGACUCAACUGAAUUUGUUUCAUUCAUUCAUUGUUUCAUUUGUUUCAACCUCUGAGGUUUUGGAGAACACUUGUGAGACUGAAACAUCAGAGAAAAUAGUAAGACGGUGUCAAAAACACACACAGAGAACAAAUAUUUAGGCUUUUGCUUCUACGGUUUUUUUUAGGAGGGUUUUUUUCAAGCGUAUUCUUGUGUCAGUUUGGUACCUUGUAGCAGAUGCUGGGCAUUUAGCAAAUCUGUCCCUACAGUGCUUUGCUUGUCUUGCAGAGCAAGCGGUUGUGGUUUGUUUCUGUGGCUUUUCUUUAAUGGACCUAUGAAUGGCAGAAGGCAAGUUAUAGAAAGUAUUCGCUUGUAAAUUAAGAGCCUAUGCUAGGGAUUUGUAGGGAAACAGGUGAGGGACAGUAUAUUGCAGUUGUCUGUUUUGUGUAAUAAAAUGUAAAUCUUUAUUGCUCAGUGAUGCCAAUUGGUGGAAAGGAGAAAAUCACAGAGGAAUAGGAUUGUUUCCAUCUAAUUUUGUGACCUCUAACUUAAACGAUGAGCCUGAGUCAGGUAAGACGAAUAAAAAAAGGUGGUAUUGAAAGCACUUUAAAAGUCACACAUAAAGUAUUAUCCCAAUUUGAUGUAGGAACAUACCAUGAAAUUUAAUGACUUGUCCAAAGUCACUAAGUACCCUGGGAAUUGGCUCUAAUCCUCUUGACUCACAAUGCCUAAUUGUGCUCUGAUUGCUAAAUCGUUUUUAUCCUAUGCAAUAUGACAGAAGAUCUUGCAUUUUUAUGAGCAGUAACUUCCCAUAUGUCUUGUCAGUGGCAUUAUUAUUUCAAGACAAGACUAUUUCACUUGCUGUGAAGCCACAGAUGGAGGCGGGAUGAAAAUGUGAGAAUAGAUGGUUCUCAACGCUCUGUUGCAACCUAAUCAAAAAGUUUGGUGUUGCCAAACGAAAACAUUGAACUAUCACAAGUCAAACUGCUAAAAGUCAUGAUAUGAAAUGACUUUUAAUUUGCCAUCUGGGUUUUGAGCUCAGUGCAUUUGUGUUUUAAAAUAAGUGUCGUACACCACAAGAGCAGAAUUUAAAACUUAUUUUUCCGUGUGUGAAGAGUUGCUGCAUGUAGGAAAACUUAAGCAGAGAUUUCUAUCCCAGCCUGUAACUGUAUUGAACUUGGAUUUGUUUUUAUAGGCAUUUUUAUUGUUGGGUGUUUUUGGUUUUAAUUUGCUUCAGGCUGUUUUAUUGGGAAGUGAUUCAGAAACACAAACAAACAAACUGCUUGGAAAACAUUUUAGAUUGAGAAACUUAUGCUAUCAUGUUCUCUUAGCUGCAACUGUGGAGAAAAGUUCUUCUGCUGAAGACACAACAGAGGAAGUUACAAAAGCUGAGCCAGAGCCCGUUUACAUAGAUGAGGUGUGUGGUUGCUUUCAACUAGUACAAAGUCUCAUUAGAUACUACUUCCUUGAAAAAGCUAUUGAAUUUUGACUGAGUUUGGGGACUUGCACUCCUACGGGUUCUAGUGAUGUUUUUCUUCGUCUUUCAGAGUAAGAUGGAUAAGGCAUUACAGUUACUCCAGAGCAUAGAUCCAUCGGACCCUAAACCUGAUUCUCCUGAUCUCCUGGAUUUAGAAGGUAUUUUUGAUUGCUGAUAAAUGUGCUAGAAGUCCUAUUCCAGAAUCCAUUGUCCUUUGUUCAAUAAGCUAAGUGGGAGUCCGGGAGAAAGGUGGGAGGUGAGACUCCCCUAUCACUGCAUAUCAGCCCCAUUUAUAUCGCUUGCAGUCUCCUCAGCUAUGAACAUUUAACUGAACAAAUAUCAAUAUUUGUAUAUUCUCAGAUAUCUGCCAACAGAUGGGUCCCAUGAUAGAUGAAAAACUAGAGGAAAUUGAUAGGUAAGACAAUUGAGCAAUACGUGUGAGUAAAAUGGGAAUGUAUUCUUAAGCAGCACAUAGAAGACUUAAGACUGUCAUGUUUUCUCUAUAGACCUCUUUCAACUUAUCCAGGCUUGUUUAGAAGCUUGAAACAAGACAUUAGCUUUGUUGUACUUAGGCCAUGCACAAGCAAAGAAGAGGACAAUUCAGGCUGCAAAUAGGUUUGGAAUGUGGGACUCUUUGUGGACUUACUAGAACCCACCUGUAAGAUGGUGUAAGUCUACUCAUCUUAAUUUGUUUCUGCAUUCCCAGUAGGUGACCACUUCCUGCAAUUUGUUUGAGUGUUGAAUGAAGGCAUAAUGGGGGAGGGAUAUUAACUAUGGGGGUAGUGCUAUCAGUAGAACAAACCAAGUGGAUUUUGGUCUCUUGGAAACAGAUGUAAAUCCCAAUUAUUUUCAGCUUCUCUCUCCCACCCCUCACCCCCUAAUGUUGUUUGGAUAACUUAUAAACUUAGCUGUUGAAAUUUAGAAAUCCCGUAGAUUUAACAGUCAUGUCUCCUGCCAUAGCCUUCAACUAUAUUGUCCCCUCUUGAUGGAGAAGUAUUGUGGGGGUGUAUUGCUAAGUUAUUACUUAAACGGUUCUGGGAAUUGCUUGUGUAAAACUGCUAGCUAACUUUAGGAAGCUCAUGUAUCCUGUAGAGCAGUCUUUGCCAACACAGGAACCUCUCAAUACUUUGGACUAAAGGUCCUAUCAUCCUCAAUCCAUCAUGGGCAGUGGUUGGCAAUGGUAUGAGUUGUGGUCUACAACAUCUGAAGGCACUCGGUUGAAGAAGGCUGCAUGAUAACUAUGGGAACUGAGCAAAGGGUUGGAUAUGCUGCAGGGAAGCAUGAUGUAGAGACUCCUCCUCAGACUUGGUAUUGAGAAGCAAACACCUUCUUUCCAAGUCACUUCUUAACCUCACAGGCUUUUAAUUUCUAGCAGGCUGCACAUUAAUGUCUAGCACAUGGACAAGUGCAUAACUUGACUUAACACUCUUUUUGAACUAGGAAGCACUCGGAAUUGUCUGAACUAAAUGUUAAAGCCUUGGAAGCUUUGGAGCUCUACAACAAACUGAUGAACGAAGCGCCUAUGUAUUCUACAUACUCGAAGAUGCAUUCAUCUGCACCCUAUCCACCCACGUCCGCUGGUGUUCCAGUGCAGGUCAGUGUCCCUGUCUAGCAAGGAUUCUUUUAAGAACAGUUGCUGCAAUGUGAGCGAGGGCCACUGCUCCAUUAACAACUUAAGAUUUUAAGGUUUCUGAAUCCUGCUGCAUUACAUGUCAACGUACACACAGGCGAAACAGCAUUGAUAACUACUAUUUAUUUCUCCCACAGCUAUUUCUUUCUUUUUUUAACCCAUACCACAUAGUUAACAGAUUUCGGAGAAUGCUUUAAUUGUAAAUUUCUUGUAGGCUUGGAUCCAAAGAGGGGAGCAGGUUCUGUGUUUCUCCCCCUGAAUCCUAACUCCGCUUUCCUGAGAAUAAGCUCCAUUGAAUUCAUUUGGACUUAUUUCUGAGUAGGCAUGGUUAAGAUUGUGUUGUAUGACUGUAUUUGCAAAAUAAUUGUUUUUACACCACCUCCUUCCUGGGGGAGCUACAGUUGGGUGGGUGGGGGUGUUGCGAAAUAAGAUCCAAGCCAGUAAGUUUUCCAAGUUAAACAUGUUUUCAUUGUAGCUUUGCAAAUCAGGUGGAUAGAUUUACUUGUUCAAGCUUUACACUGAUGAUAAGUCUAGUUAAAAGGCUUGUGGACUAGCUGAUAGAGGGACUUAGGGAUUAGGCAUACUGCAGUACAAAAUUUUGGGUGUUACACCAGUAUUGGUUGACACCAAAUAGUAAGUAAAAUAAUAAGUAAAAUAAAAGAGAUCUGUUGGUGCACAUGUUUUGAGUUGUAGUGUUGAGAUUUUUGACAAUGAAGUGUAUCUUGGAAGGACAAAAGCAGUGUUGUCCAGUAAAGUAUUGAUUUCUCUUGCUUGUUCCUUUGGGCUACAAGUUCUCUGUGUGCUGAAUUAAAUAACUUGAAAAUUCACUCCAAACACUCACGUUUGCUUUAAUAAACUUAAGGGAGUGGGGAGAGGGAAAUGUGCAGGCAAUAAUUAAGUGCAAAAAAGGGGGGGAGUGGCUGCAUAUAUUAGGUGGAUUUUACAUAAUCAGUGUGGAAAGAAUAGUUACUAUGGUAACUGCCACAUCAAAGAUGAUGCAUUUAGCUAUUAUGUAUUGCAGUGAACAUUUUUAAAAUGAUAGAAGAUUGAUUAUAUUGGGGGGUGUAAAGGAAAUUAUGAGUAUUAGACAUCUUAAAUUCUAAUAUUCCUGUCAUUUGAAAAUAAUGCUGCUUCCUGAUGAGGAUUAAAAACCAGUGAUAGCUAUAGUUAAGGGGCCAACAGUCAUACUAAGAGCAGCCCCACUGAAAUCGUUGGAUAAGUCAAUUUAUUUCAGUGGGUUCAGUCUGAGUGUGGUUUAGAUGGUUAUCACCUUAAGGUCCUAGUAGAAUAUGGCUUUUGUUGGAACAAGACCUGAAUAUUUUAUUCGUUAGACUUUUUUCCUACUCUUCUUCCAAGGAGCUUGGAACAGCAACCAUGGUUUUCUUCCCACCUACUCUAUCCUCAUAGUAACCUUGUGAGGCAGAUUAAUUUGGGGAAAAUGAUUGCCUAAGGCAGGCAUAGGCAAACUCCGACCCUCCAGAUGUUUGGGACUACAAUUCCCAUCAUUCCUGAUCAAUGGUCUUGUUAUCUAGGGAUGAUGGGAAUUGUAGUCCUAAGCAUCUGGAGGGCCAGAGUUUGCCGUUACCUGGCAAAUUUUGUGACCGAGUGAGGAUUUAAGCCUGUGUAUAACCACCACAUCGUGAUAGAAGCUUAGAGGAAGCUGCUUGAACCAUGAUGGUGCAAUAAUGACCUUGAUGCUGUGCUAUAAAAUACCUACUCUUUCUUUUUAUUCCCUCAAGGAACAAUUCCUGCGAGUUUUAAAAACCACAGCUUUAGUGCAGUGCUUUUGCCACAUACAAAACUGGCCAUAGCUUUUGUGUGUGUGCUACCCCCUCUUGUUUUUUUAGCUGUGCAAUUCAGACUCGUAAUGUUGUUCUGUUUCCAUUGCAGUCCUAUCCCAUGCACCCUCACAGUGGGAACUAUGUGGUCCAUGGUGUUCCUCAAGGCUACAAUCCAGGAAGUGAUCAGAUUGGUCCACUGAGGUCCUUGCCACCAACUAUAAAUUCUUCAGUAACUUCUCAACCUGGUCAGGCAGCUUAUUUAAGGUAUUCAAUCAACAAAGCUGUAUUGAAGACGUCUUGCAAAUGGCGUAAUCUUUCUAGGGUUGCCGUUUGUUUUGCGUGUUGACAAUAUGUCUUUUUUCCUUUUCUUUUGGUAUUUCAGCACCGGUCUAGAAUCCACUGCUGCUUACAUGAACCAGAAUUCUUGCCUUCCGCCUCCUAAUACAGUCCCUUAUGCCCAACAAAUGGGUAUGCCUAUGGAUAUGUUCACAUACCAGAACAAUGCAUCCAGUUUGCCUCAAGGAACAUGCUAUCCAGCAGUUCCAGCUCAUUCCCUUACACAGCAGCGAACAAAUUACCAUCAACAGCCUCUCCUGUGAAAAUGCAGUCUGUUCCUGAAAACAGUUUUGGAUGUUGCUGACCCUUGUCAUUUAAAUUGUCCCUCCAUUGAUUUAAAAGGAUGCUUCUGCUCAAGGGAAAAGACAGCCAAGCAAUUUCAAAGUUAAAAAAGUUAAUUCAAGUUUAACACACUUUUUUUCUUCUUGCAAAGCUGUUUAAAUAAGGGGAGCUGCUAAUGUGUUAAAAGGCCUUCAACACCCUGCCUUGCAUAGUGGUCUAUCAGCUGUACUCCCUAUUUAUAAUGAAGCCUCUCUAGAGUAACUUUUCCUUGUGCUACGUUUCAUAAGAAAAAGCUUGAAAGCAAGUUUAUAUGUGCAGCUCUUCCUUUUCCUUCUUUCCAGAGUUUAUUAAUGACAUUGUUUUUAUGGAACCUUUAAGUCUGAAGUGGUAUCUUGAAACCCAAUUAGUUUAGCUAAUUUGCUUUUCAGUUUGCACCCCUGCUAGAACAUCCUAACAGAUUGCAUUUUAUGAUUGUACAAUAAAGCAGUUGUAAAUUUGGGAGAAGAAAAUUUUGAAUGACAGCAGUUAAUGGACUUUUAUGGUUUCUGCCAGAUUGGAUUUCUUAUUUGCAUUUCUCAGAAAACUAGUGCUACUUAUUGCUGAGGAGUAGUUCUUAUUCCCUGUCUAAGAAGAGAAGAGUCUCAAGAUUGCAUUUUUAGUAUGUAAAUUAAUUUUCAAGCACAAGUUACUCUGAUGGAACUAGACCUUUUGCUCUGUCUUCUCUCUCUGCUUUCAUUCAGUGGUUUUGCUGAAUACUUAUUUGCAUGAAAGAGAAAUCUUUCAUAUUGGGAAGACAACAUUUAUGCCACAAUUUAUUCACAGCAGCGAUCUAGGAGCAGAUGUCAUCUUCUUGGCCUCAACUAGCAAAUACACAUUUUUAAGAGUUAAGCAUCUAAAAUAAAUAUCAUGCAAAAAUAUAAUUGCAGUGUUCAGGGAUCAGAAAGACUCCUGCCCUGACAGAAAAUGAAAGGAAAGAUUCUGUGUUUUCUGUAGGUUCAUUAAUUCCUUGUUGACCAUUUACUUAUCCAGCUAUUUAACAUAAUCAUCUUUAAUAUAUUGUUUAUAGGUUACAUAUGGAUGAACCGUACUCUGCAAGCGGGGUGGGUAGUGAAAUGAACUAAUGAUUUAGCCUGAGCAAAAGGUAAUGAUGGAACACACGAAAAUCGAAAGGCAUUUAUACUUUGGUUUCAGAGCCCUUCUGAAAUAUGCACCGUCUGUUGUACAAAUACCUGUUAUUUCGUAGUGAGGUCUGUGUUUGUCUAACUCAAACCUGCCUGUUGUCAAGUGGCCCUUUCACUUCCUAUACUGGUGCUAAAUAGGCUGUUCAGAAGCAUGUUAGUGAUCAGCUGCAGUUCCAUUUUGGACCAAUAUUUGUGUGUGUGUGUGUGUGUGUGUGUGUGUGUGUGUGUGUUUUCUUCUGGAACACUUGCUUAGUUGAUCAUCAAGCCAUGGUGGUUUCCUUUCUGUCUACAAAUGGUAUAGAAUGGGAAAUGGGGCUCAAAUUAGCCUUUUCUGUAUUCAAAACUGAAUUAGUUUCAAAAGGUGUUCUUUUAGAAUCCUUAUUAAGAGCAGGCCCAGUUUCCCCGCCACCACCUCUCUCAGCCCAAACAUUUGAUAAAUGAAAUGAAGACUUUUUGAUGAGUAUGUAACUCCUUCAUAUUAAUAAAUUACAUAAUCAGUUUUUAUUGAUUCACAAUCUUUGAUACUACAUUAAGUGGUGCCCAAAUUUUGACUGUGAUGUUAAGCUGAAGCAACAUUUUUCAUGGUAUUUUGUUCUUUAUAUAUAAUAUAUAAAUAGUAUGUGUGUGUAUAUAUAUCCACUUGUCUGAUAUUUUAUACACAACAUUAUAUAUACUCAUUCUCUAAAAAAAAAUCAGUGAAAUUUUAUACAUAGCUGCAUUUUGCAUUAUUGCUAGUUGCUGUAAUCUUACAAUACAUUUAUGCAGGUUGUAUAUAUGUAUAAAUUCUGAUGUUGAAAUUGUGUAUUUAGUGUACUGGUGACAAUGGGAUCAUCUUUCCCUCUUCUUUUUUCUAGACUAAAACAUUAUUUAUUGCUGAGGUGUGAUCAUAAUUAUGCUGCCAAAGGAACUGACUACAGAUUUCCAUAGGGCCCAGACUCCAUUGACAUCAAUGAGUGCUUAGCUAUUGAUUUGAAUGGACUUCAGAAUGUACUGCAGGCACACACUUAUUUUUAUAUUAAAAGCAAAUCCUUUGCUUUUCACAUGUUAACUAUUUAAGUAGAAAUUCUGACAGUUUGUAAUAAGGGUGGUAUUGUGCUUUGUUUCAUGGGUGUUAAAAUAAGGUACAGUUUCUUCUUGGACAUUUUGUUACCUUAAAUUGUAUACAAAUGUUUUUCCCUAUCUGAAUGUUGCCCAAGGGCAUUUGUCCAAUCCAUAUUGCCACCUGACUCAAGCUGCUGCUGCUGCUGCUGCUGCUGCUGCUGCUGCUGCUGCUGCUGCUUCUUCUUCUUCUUCUUCUUCUUCUUCUUCUUCUUCCUCUUUUUUUAAAAAGGUUAACACAUAAAAUUAACAAUAAGUUCCCCAAGACUUUGGCAUCUAUAUGCAUUCCAGUGUUUCUCCCCCACCCCAAUAAAUAUUUAAAUGGCUAAUCUUCUAAAUCUUUUGCUCUUUAUGUGUUUAUUUGGUUUUCAUUUGUACCCUUUCCAUGCCCUGCAAACAUCUAGCAUAACCUGCUGAAAGAUUGCCAGCUAAGGGAUGGCUAUGUCAUGCUAUAACUGAAGACCUUUCCCUUAUUAUCUAUGCAUCAUUUCUCAAGAUAAGUGUUUUGCAGUGUUUCACAAUGUUAAGCAUAACCAAGUUUUCGUUGCUAUAAACUUAGUUUGUACAAGGCUUGACUGUCUUUCCCUUGGAAUAAUCUUAAUCCUUCCAUAGCAGUAGAUUAAAUUAUUUUGCUCUUGAGCUAACUGGUGAAAGGAAAAGGGAUGAAACGGAGCACUGGAAUUGGUGGAAUGCCUUCCAAAUAUGUACUGUUCAAGAAGUUCCCGUUGUGGUUGCUUGUCCAUGUUCAGACUUACGUUUUCUUCCCAUACCACAAAAUACUUUCUGGGUGUUUUUACACGAUACUAUGUUCAAGCAACCGUCAGUAUUAACAAUUGGAGAUCUGAUCAUAUUAAAUAUCCAUCCAGAUUCUUGUCUACAACAUGUUUGGGCUGACUUGGGCAAAUAAAACUUGUUUAACAAA
Molecule: messenger RNA, 22465 nt
Organism: Podarcis lilfordi (Lilford's wall lizard)
Lineage: Eukaryota; Metazoa; Chordata; Lepidosauria; Squamata; Lacertidae
Source: the annotation of a GenBank genome assembly